UUAGUCAACGGAUCCGCCUCAUGCAACAAAGCCACCAGAAAAUCCCAAUUUCAGUACAGCACACCGGAUACCGAAAACCAAACGCUGAUCAGCGAAUCAAUGCCCCUUUGCCUUCUUCUCCCAAAUUCAAGUAAAGAUCAUUCAGAAGUUUUGCCCACACAAUCUGUGAAUAAUACCAUCCUAUGUGUUCUUACUGUUUACUUUUGUUUUUCUUUGUGACAACUGUUACAGAUUUCACCAUGGAACAAUUUUCUUGAAUUGUACUCCCCCAAAAAAAGAAGGAAAAAACAAGAAUAUCAGAAGAAAUCAUUGCCCAUUUGGUGGGUUCUAGCCGCCUUUUUCAUGUUCGAUCAAAACGAGGUGAAAAGACCACGAAAUAGUCAAAUGGGUCGGAAGGGAAGUGAAUUGGAGCCUACCAGGUGGGGUACUUUGAUCCUCCUCUUGAUGGGUUUGGUGUCUUUUUCUGUGGUGUACAUUUUCAUGUCAUCUGUACUGAGCCCUUCAUCAUCAUUAUCAGCGAGUUCAAGAACUAGGUCUUUGAGGUAUGUUGAUGGGAGUUAUGAAAAUGAUGGUAACAAUUCGGAGUUUGAAUUGAGUGGAGGUGGGGAGUGCUGUAGAGGGAUUCAGGGUUUGGAGCUCUGGGGGGCUGCUGUGAAAUGGGGCACAGAAUUCAAGUUCAAUUCCUCUGAACAAUGUUGUAAGGCUUGCAAGAAGAUGUGUACGGGGAAAGACGGGCCGUGUCUUUGUGAUUCAUGGGUUUUUUGUGGGAAUAAGGAAGCUUGUGGGGAGAAACUUGGUGAGUGUUGGUUGAAGAAACAGAAGGACGUCCUGGCUCCUGAUAAGCAGGAAACAGGAAAUAAAAAUAUGUGGACAUCAGGGCUCGUUUUUGGAGGAGGAGAGGGCAUUGUUGGGUUGGAGACAGAGUAUGGAACUCUGCACAUAAAGCUUUUGCCUGAUUGUUCGCCACAUUCAGUUGCAUACAUCCUGGAGUUGUUGGCACUACGCCAUUGUGCAGGAUGCCAUUUCUAUCGGGCUGAAAGUCGUGGUCGAUCUUGGGAUGCGAAAGGAAACCACAUAAAAGAUUCCUCGUUUGGCCCUCCAUUUGCUCUUAUCCAAGGAACUCUAGACGCCCAAGGGCUGCCGUUCAACAAGAUUCAAACCGAGCACUGCCCAACCAUAAGAAGAGGGUCGGUUGCAUGGGUUGGCUCCGGCCCGGAAUUCUUCAUAAGCCUGGCAAAUCACGAAGAGUGGAAGAAGUCGUACACCGUUUUUGGUUCAGUACUUCCAGAAGAUAUGGUGAUCGCCGAGAAAAUAGCUCAGCUCCCCACAAAACCAGAUGCUUGGAAUAACAUUAACGUCUCGGUUUUAGAACAGACUGUACCAUUGAAGAUUCAAAGAGUAAAGAUCAGUAGCAGUGACAUGAAUCUCAAUGCUGAUUAGAAGCGCCAAUGAAGAUUAUGGAAACACAAGUGAAGUGUGAAACAUGUAUAUGGAGGUGCAGCAGACAGUGUAACUAAAGCUCCAACUUGCACAUAUUGUGGUACAUUGUCGGAAACUAGGCUUGGUGUUUGAUGUCUCUGAUGUUUUCAGAACAAAAUGGAAAGGAAAAAAUUAUAUAAUGGUCUAAUUACUUAAAUUUGUUUGUGUCUUGAAUGAUAUUACAUCUCGAGUAUUUGACUUUAUUCUCAA
This is a messenger RNA of Sesamum indicum (sesame), 1689 nucleotides long. Its product is annotated as peptidyl-prolyl cis-trans isomerase. NCBI's taxonomy places the organism in Eukaryota, Viridiplantae, Streptophyta, Magnoliopsida, Lamiales, Pedaliaceae. Gene Ontology annotation, biological process: protein peptidyl-prolyl isomerization. Gene Ontology annotation, molecular function: peptidyl-prolyl cis-trans isomerase activity. The record is from RefSeq and is a predicted model, not a curated record.